This is a messenger RNA of Anopheles stephensi (Asian malaria mosquito), 1772 nucleotides long. RefSeq names its product nucleolin (gene Non2). The transcript is spliced from 3 exons. Bases 309 to 1175 code for a protein of 288 amino acids. The record is from RefSeq and is a predicted model, not a curated record. Lineage: Eukaryota; Metazoa; Arthropoda; Insecta; Diptera; Culicidae. Gene Ontology annotation, cellular component: nucleus.
ACGGCCGCACGGUGCGCUGCUGGAAGCGUCUACGGCACCCCGGCAUACAUCUCUCGCACAAGAAAACAUCUCCGGUCUCCUCGUUGCACCAAGCUGCACGCAUUAGCAAGACGGCCAAAAGUCUCGUUAAACCUUCCAGAAUACCAACACCAUUUUGUGCGGAAAAGUGAGUGGCUGCAGUGGUGUUCCAUCAACUCUAGGCCAGUGUUAUUGCUCAAGCCGUAUUGACACUGUAAUAGAACCGUGUGCCACACACUUGCCAUCCCACGAGACCGGACAGUGAAACAACCACACAGACACGCGGCAAAAUGAGCAAAAAUCCCACGAAAGCCGAACUUAAGGCAGAGAUUAGCAAAAUACUGAAGGAUGCAAAUCUGGAGGAAACAGCGGCUAAAAAAGUGCGCCUGCAGUUGGAGCAAAACCUGAAGUGUGACCUUUCCAACCGCAAGAAGGAGGUGGACGACCUGGUAAUGGAGUACGUAAAUUCACAAGCUUCCUCCGACGAAGAGGAGGAAGACGAUGACGAGGACGACGACGAUUACGCGGGUAACGGUAAGGGCAAAGCGGGCGGCCGAAAGGCUAAGGACAAUAGCGACUACGAAGAGGAAGAAGACGACGAAGAUUUCUCCGAGGAGGAAAAACCGAAGGGACGCAAAAGCGCAACGAAGCGUGCGACACCGGCAAAGCGAGGCCCAGCCAAGAAGAAGAAACGCACCUCGGACAGUGAGGACGAGUCCGGGGACGAUGACGAUGACGAUGAGGAGCAGGGCAGCGAUGACGAUUACAAGCCACAGGGUGCGGCCAAGGGUGGCAAGGGCGGUAACAAGAAGAAGAAGAACGAUUCCGAUUCCGAGUCGGACGAAGACUGGAAGCGUUCGAAGCCAGCGCCCAAAGCGAAGAAGGCGGCCGGCGCAGCUGGUGGUGCGAAGAAAUCGAGCGGCUACACCCGACCGUACACACUGUCGGCGGAUCUGGCGCAAAUCUGUGGCGCGGAAUCGUUACCUCGGCAUGAGGUGGUGAAGAAAAUUUGGGCCAUCAUCAAGGAGCGCAAUCUGUACGACCCGAAGAACAGACAGUACGCCAUCUGCGAUGCCGAUCUGCAGAAGGUGAUCGGUGUGAAGCGAUUCCGCACCUUCGGAAUGCUGAAGUAUCUUAAGCCUCACUUUAAAGAUUAGGUUCGGGACGGACGGUCAGGCCUGGGGGUAGUGCCCGGUGGGUAGAAGAAGGAGCAGACUUUUUUUCCAUAACAAUUAUUUUAAGCCAGAUCUAGAUUCCUAGAGCUAGAGCAAAUCGCUCUGCUAGCGUGUGCGUGCGUCGUCGACUAGCAACGUCUCUCGAUCGGCAAGUAGUGCGUGAAGAUAAAAGUGAACUAUUUUUCCACACCGCGAUACCUAGUAGCAUAUUUGAUGCAUUUGGCCACGGCCGAAUAGCACGUCCACCAUCGACUAGUCCGCAUUGGGAAAUUUAAUUAAUAGGACGGUCAGAUAGCGUACAGUGUAUGGUCCGGAAGCAGUCAUCCUUCACAGCUCAAUAUUGACACAGGACGAUUCAAAUCACCCGGUUGUACACAGCCUCUCUCACACAAGAGCAGCUUGCACACAAACGCACCUUGAAACUAUAUUGUUCACGUGUUUUAAUUCACUAGUACUAAAAAUCGAAAACCGCUAGGUGGUUGGUAACGUGCAAGAAUAGUAGUAUUAUAAUACAUUCUUUUCUGUAAAAAACGAAUACGUGUUCUCAAAAAAAUAUCCACACAAACACUCCACCGUACA